AUGAAGCCAGUCGUGUCAGCAGGAAAAGCAUGGUUCUGUACUAUUCUAUCAGCAUUUGGCGUGAUAAUUUUAUCCGUUAUAGCUCAUCUUUUCAACACUAAUCACGAAUCGUUUGUCGGUUCUAUUAAUGAUCCAGAAGAUGGACCAGCUGUUGCUCACACGGUAUACUUAGCUGCACUGGUAUACCUAUGCUUCUUCGUAUUCUGUGGUUUCCAAUUAUAUGUAGGAAGGAAGAAACCUUCCAUUGAAUUGCGUUGA
Messenger RNA from Naumovozyma castellii, 258 nucleotides. RefSeq lists its product as uncharacterized. The transcript has 2 exons. The record is from RefSeq and is a predicted model, not a curated record. Lineage: Eukaryota; Fungi; Ascomycota; Saccharomycetes; Saccharomycetales; Saccharomycetaceae. The coding region runs from base 1 to 258 and encodes 85 amino acids.